Molecule: messenger RNA, 291 nt
Organism: Juglans regia (Persian walnut)
Lineage: Eukaryota; Viridiplantae; Streptophyta; Magnoliopsida; Fagales; Juglandaceae
Product: ras-related protein RABA5d-like
Exons: 1
Coding region: 1-291 (96 amino acids)
Cellular component (GO): endosome
Molecular function (GO): GTPase activity; GTP binding
Source: RefSeq, a predicted model, not a curated record
AUGUCAUCAGACAAGGAGUCAGGAGGAGAAGAGUACCUUUUCAAGAUAGUGAUAAUCGGCGACUCUAUGGUUGGCAAAUCCAACCUGCUCUCCCGCUAUGCCCUCAACGAGUUCAACAUGCACUCCAAGGCCACCAUUGGUGUCGAGUUCCAGACCCAGGUCUUGGACAUCGAAGGCAAGGAGGUCAAGGCCCAGAUUUGGGACACCGCCGGACAGGAACGCUUCCGUGCCGUCACCUCCGCCUACUACCGCGGCAUUGUCGAUGCCCUCGUCGUCUAUGACAUAGAGUAA